Nicotiana tabacum (common tobacco) is the source of this 2048-nucleotide messenger RNA. NCBI's taxonomy places the organism in Eukaryota, Viridiplantae, Streptophyta, Magnoliopsida, Solanales, Solanaceae. The record is from RefSeq and is a predicted model, not a curated record.
CUUCAGUCAAGAGGAACUAGAGGUUGAAGAAAAGUUGAAAAAGGCCUUUGUUGAGUUCUAUCAGAAACUUCGCAGCCUAAAUCAGUACAGUUUUAUGAAUCUCUCAGCAUUUUCUAAGAUCCUAGAAAAAUAUGAAAAGGUCAGACACUCAUCAGAUUACUUCAAGAAAAGCAAUGAGAUCUUACAUGAAAGUCGUUGAUAACUCCUAUAUUGGAAGUUCUGAUGAGGUUACUAGUCUUCUGAACAAGGUGGAAGCAACAUUUAUCAAGCACUUUUCCAAUUUUAAGCAGGGGGAUGGCAUCAAAUUAUUAAGGCCAAAAAGGAAAAGAGAGAACCACCGCGUACGAUUUCUUUCAGGAUUCUUCUGUGGAUUCUCAAUUGCUCUAAUUAUUGCCGUUGCUUUAGUCAUGCAAACAAGAAAGUUACUGGACAAGAAGGAUGCCACCUUAUACUUGGAUAGCAUUUUUCCCCUUUACAAUUUCUACGGUUACAUUAUCUUACAUAUGCUUCUUUUUGCUGUGAAUAUAUACUUGUGGAGGUGCUAUAAAAUCAACUACUCGUUUAUUAUACUUGGGUUCAAGCCAGGAACCGAAUUAGACCACAGAGAAGUUUUCGUUUUAGCCUCUGGUCUUACAGUUGUUGUACUCACUACUUUUCUGGUACAUCUGCAUAUCAGGAUGGACUCGACGAUCCAAGAUCACGAGACAUAUGUUGAACUCCUUCCUUUGGGCUUACUCAUUGGUUUAGUUCUCAUAUGUCUGUGUCCUUUUAACAUAAUCUAUCGUUCAAGCCGUUUCUUCCUUAUUCGAAGUCUAUUCCAUUGUAUUUGUGCUCCUUUCUACAAGGUGAUUGAUUCUACUAGGCUUGAAUUCUAUAUAUGUUGGACAACAUCUUAUGUCGAUAUUCUUAAUCUGCAGGUCAAAAUGGUUGAUUUUUUCUUGGCAGAUCAGCUAACAAGCCAGACACAAGCCAUAAGAAGUUUUGUAUACUACAUUUGUUAUUAUGGUUGGGGAAAAGCAUUGUCUCCAGGACGAAAAAUGUGCCACGUUAGUGAUGUCUACGUUAUCUUCUAUUACAUUUCAGCUGCCAUACCUUUUUGGAUUCGCUUCCUCCAGUGUAUGCGACGAUUAAUUGAAGAGAAAGACAUGAAGCAUGGAUUUAACGGUUUCACCUAUUUCUCAAUGCUUCUGUCAGUUGUCUUUCAGUCAACAUUCAGACUACGGAAAAAAAUGACUUGGAAAGUAUGGGCUUUGGCUAGCUCGGUUGUUGCAGCUCUGGCAAACAUAUGUUGGGAUAUCAGGAUGGACUGGGGUCUUCUUCAAAGAAAUUCAAGAAAUUUUCUUCUGAGAGACAAGCUCUUACUUCCACAUAAAAGUGCAUAUUAUAUAGCUAUGAUUCUUGAGGUUCUCCUGAGAUUUGUAUGGCUGCAACUAGUAUUGAGUUUUGACAUGCGCCCACUACGCGGAAAAGCCACAACAAGCACAUUUGCCUGCUUGGAGAUUCUUCGUCGUGGCAUUUGGAAUGUCUUUAGAUUGGAGAAUGAGCACCUAAACAAUGUUGGUGAGUACCGAGCAUUCAAGUCACUCCCACUGCCCUUCAUUACAUACGACGAGAAGGGUGGCAAUGCAUACAUUUUCGGAAGAAUUACAGUCCUUGUCACUUAGCCUAACAGCCCAACUGAAAACGGCCCACGUUUGAAGUCCUUACCUAGUUUGGCCCAGGUUGUACGUAAUCUAAAAGAAAAUUUUCAGCCUUUAGCCACUAUUAGAGACACACUUUUAGGGUUUAUUUAUUUUCGUUUUUCUUCAUUCCCAGCACACUCUAUACUUUCCACCGCCUCUCUUUACUUUCUCCUUUCUUUCUCUUCUCUCACUCACAUAGAUCUGAAUAUUAAUAGGUGUCUCUACUGAGUUGCUUAAUCUUCCUAAAUUUUUAUAGAUCUCAAAUAUUUGAAUCUCGAUUUAUAGGUGUCCAAAUUAAAAAUUAAAGUUUUGUUGCAUCCGUAUGAAAAACUCCAUUAAAAGGAGCUUUGAAGCUCUAAGUUCAAC